CCCUGGAGGCGGCAGAGCCCGGGUUGGGACCCUCGCGAUCUCGUUCCGAACUCCGCGUCAGGUGAUCGAGCUCGUGCAUGUGGAGUUUCUGCAUGGUCACAUGUGGAACCCAGGCUGGUUUCAAGGAAUUUCUGGAAAAGGACACAAAUGGAGAAGUUCUGUGGGUCUGGUGUUAUCCUUCCACGACAGCGUCCUUAAGGAACCUGCUGCUCAGAAAAUGCUGCCUAACCCAUGAAAACAAACUUCUUCAUCCCUUUGUCUUUGGGCAGUACAGAAGAAUGUGGUUUUAUAUCACUACAGUUGAAGUUCCAGAUUCUUCAGUUUUGAAAAAGGUGACUCAUUUUUCUAUUGUUCUGACCGCCAAAGAUUUUAACCCAGAGAAAUAUGCCGCCUUCACUAGGAUAUUGUGUAGAAUGUAUCUGAAAUAUGGGAGCCCAGUUAAAAUGAUGGAGAGUUACAUUGCAGUUCUCACCAAGGGAAUCUGCCAGAGUGAAGAAAAUGGCUCUUUCCUGAGCAAGGACUUUGAUGCUCGAAAGGCAUACCUUGCAGGCUCCAUCAAAGACAUUGUAUCUCAAUUUGGAAUGGAAACUGUUAUCUUACAUACAGCAUUGAUGCUAAAAAAACGAAUUGUCGUCUAUCACCCCAAAAUAGAAGCUGUCCAGGAGUUUACCAGGACUUUGCCUGCCCUGGUGUGGCACCGACAGGAUUGGACCAUCCUGCAUUCUUACGUGCACCUGCAUGCUGAUGAACUGGAAGGCCUGCAGAUGUGCACAGGUUACAUUGCUGGCUUUGUAGAUUUGGAGGUGAGCAACAGACCUGACCUCUACGAUGUGUUUGUGAACCUGGCAGAGAGUGAAAUCAUCAUCGCGCCACUUGCAAAAGAGGCCAUGACACUGGGCAAACUACACAAAGAAAUUGGCCAGCUAAUUGUGCAGUCUGCAGAAGACCCGGAGAGGUCAGACAGCCAGGUUAUACAGGAUAUUGCCCUAAAAACAAAAGAAAUCUUCACCAACCUAGCACCAUUUUCAGAAGUCUCAGAUGAUGGAGGAAAGAUAACCCUCAACUUUGAGGCACUGAAACAAAAGCGAUUUCCACCUGCAACGGAAAACUUCCUCUACCAUCUAGCAGCGGCUGAACAGAUGCUGAAAAUCUGACUGACUUGCUGAUGGUACUACAAAGCUUUCCUUUCAUUCCAACUUUCCAUUAACUUUGUAAAAUACUGGAAUUACAGAGAACAUAUUAUAUUUUUAAUGAUUUAUUUGAAAGUAUUGAAAUUUGAUCUGAAAAACACCGAAACAUAAAAAUGGUUGAGAUUUUCUCCCUGCCAAUUCAAUUCAGUGCUGGACAAAGUGCUUUAAUUACAACUGUAAGGUUAUAAGCUGCCUGCUGUCCCUCAUGCAGAAGUCCUGCGGCGUGGAGUCCCACACAGAUAGCGUUCUCAUUCCUGUCAACUAACCAUUUAUUUUCAAAAAGCUGCCUGAAAGUUUGCUUUGUUUUAAAAGAACUUUAAUUCUUCAUGAGGAAUUUUUCUUUCUGAGCCAAACUGCCAAGUUUUCUGCAGAACUGUCUAGAGGAUCAUUUGAAAGAGACUGAGGUUCUACUUCCUUGUAAAAGGAAAACUUUUUCUUGGCCUUUGAAUAUUUUGCCUAUAUUAUGAGAGUUUGCACAGAUUUUAUACUUGAGUAGGCAAACUCUACUAACCCGUAUUUAUACUGUUAGAGAAGUGAGCAUGCACACUUCAGCUACCUUCAGUUAACUCUGCUGCUAACAAUAUUCUUUAGAAAAGAUGCCAGGCCUUGCAAUAUAAUCCCUUUAAAUUUAAACAUCUACAUUCCUGAGGCAAUGUCUUCAUAAGCUUUGCAGUCAGUGCUGGGGAGAGAACCCAGGGUGUCACAUAUGCCAGGCAAGUGCUGUCACAGCUAAACACCCAGCCCGAAAUAAUGCCUUCAUAGAAGCAGCUUCUCCCAGGGGCCAGAACUACAGUGUCUACAAGGGACUGCAAGGAAAGUAACUUGGCUGCAUCAUCAAGGUUACUGUCUUGGGUACCUGUUCAUUAUUUGGAAACUUUAAAAUUGCCAGCUAACACAGAGGUCUAGGUUAUAGACUCUCUGUUUUACAAUGUCUGUCAUAUGAAUUGUGAGAUUCAUAUGAAUUUCCAGUCCUGUUACAGUACCUUCAGAACUACCAGGAAACAUGUUUGCAAAAACUUCAUCUGUAUUGGGUGUUUCUUUUUUUUCUUAUUGGUAAACAUUUAAGUAAAAAUAAAAUACAGCCUUUCCUACUCCAUGCUUGGGUGGGAACAGGGAGGACCUGAUGUGACUUGUUUGCUGAGACUAACAAACUGAGGAUUAAAUUUGCACUUUAUGAAAACAA
Molecule: messenger RNA, 2373 nt
Organism: Nannospalax galili (Upper Galilee mountains blind mole rat)
Lineage: Eukaryota; Metazoa; Chordata; Mammalia; Rodentia; Spalacidae
Gene: Dennd10
Product: DENN domain containing 10
Exons: 9
Coding region: 78-1154 (358 amino acids)
Biological process (GO): regulation of early endosome to late endosome transport; protein transport
Cellular component (GO): late endosome
Molecular function (GO): guanyl-nucleotide exchange factor activity; small GTPase binding
Source: RefSeq, a predicted model, not a curated record